Paramormyrops kingsleyae is the source of this 3777-nucleotide messenger RNA. Lineage: Eukaryota; Metazoa; Chordata; Actinopteri; Osteoglossiformes; Mormyridae. The record is from RefSeq and is a predicted model, not a curated record.
GUAAAAACGCUGCAAAUUUAUUGGUUUUGUAAUUGACAAUGUUUAACAUACCUGCACAUAUCUUCCGCACAUAUUCUGUUUAUUCAGUGUCAUUUUCUGAGACAGUUUUGCUGUUAAUUGCAAUUGUAGUCAUUGGCUCCCAAAGGGAUACUAAACACAAAUAUUUGGUGUUUCAUGUUAUUGCAAUGGUGUUAGUAAUUAAAAAGCAUCCCACGAGACUACAUGCCAAUAAACUUUUAAACCGAGAACAGUUCUGAUUGUUUCUAAUGUGAUAUAUUUUUGUAAACGAAUGAAUUAAGUAGUAUUUUUUUAAUAAAACCAAUAAACUUGCAUUUUUUUAACCUAAUUAAGCAAGCGUCCCAAGUCUGUCAGCAGUGUGUGCGUAUACUCAUUUUUCCAAGCUACAAAAUAUAUCACAGCAUGAACGAACUAAACCAUAAAGAGACAAAUAACGGAACGAGCUUUUUUAAAAGUUUGGCUUGUGGCGCGCAUGUCACUUGCUGCGACAGUUUUUACCCCUGAAGCGACUAGCGUUUUUCAUGAAGUAGCCUAUUCGGUUUGAAAACAUGGCGAGGCUAAGCGAGCAGGGAAUUCGUCUGAGUUGUAUGAGCCCCUCGUACUUGAACAGCAAUUCAACAAGUCAUACCUGGCCUUUCAGUGCAGUGGCCGAACUAGUAGACAAUGCAUCUGACCCAGGUGUUACAGCAAAGCAGAUAUGGAUCGACGUUGUUGUUGUAAAAGAGCAGCUAUGUUUGACCUUUAUAGACAAUGGGAAUGGGAUGACUCCAAGUAAACUGCACAAGAUGCUGAGUUUUGGUUUCACAGACAAGGGCAACAGCAAGGCCAGUCAACCUAUUGGUGUGUAUGGCAAUGGUUUCAAAUCCGGCUCAAUGCGUUUGGGAAAGGAUGCAUUGAUCUUCACCAAAAAUGGAGGCUGCAUCUCUGUGGGAAUGCUCUCCCAGAGCUACCUGGAGGCUGUUAAUGCCCAGGCUGUAGUCGUGCCCAUCGUGCCCUUCAACCAGCAGACGAAAAAACUUGUGGUAACAGAGGACUCAGAAGCAAGUCUGCAGGCUAUCCUGACACACUCCCUGUUUAGCUCACAGGAAGAACUCUUAGAGCAGCUGGAAACCAUCCCGAGUAAGAAGGGUACCAAGAUCCUGAUCUGGAAUAUUCGCAGGAACAAGGAUGGGAACCCAGAGCUGGAUUUUAACACAGAUAAAUAUGAUAUUCGAAUGCCACCAAUCCGUCCUGAGGACAUGGGAGCAGGUGGAAGGAAGAGAUGUUUUGGCCCUCAAAGGACAGAUCAGACCACACCAGAAAUGGACUAUUCUCUGAGGGCUUAUCUCAGUAUCCUGUACCUAAAGCCACGGGCACAAAUCAUCUUACGCCAGAAAAAAGUCCUAACCAAGCUAGUUUCCAAGAGCCUGUCCAGUAUUGAAAAUGAUGUUUACAAGCCUACUUUCAAUAACAAGAAGGUUAAAAUAACCUUUGGUUUUAACUACAAGAAUAAGGAACACUUUGGGAUUUUGAUGUAUCACAAGAAUCGUCUCAUUAAAUCUUAUGAGAAAGUGGGUUGCCAAGUCAAGUCAUCUGGUCAAAGAUCAGGAGUUGGUGUUGUUGGAAUCAUUGAGUGCAACUUUCUGAAGCCAGCACAUAAUAAGCAAGACUUUGAGUAUACCAAGGAGUAUAGACUGACACUGGCAGCACUGGGUAUGAAACUCAAUGACUACUGGAAGAAAAAAAGAGAACAAAAAAACAAAGAGAAAACACUCCGGGCCUUGGCAAGAAAAACCAAGAAAGAAGGUAUAAACAGAGAGGAUGAAAAAUAUGAAGACGAGGGAGAGCAGGACGAGGAAGAAGAGGAGGCUUUGCGCUGGAUUCAGUGUGAGGACUGUCUGAAGUGGAGAAGGUUGCCACCAGGGGUGAUCGCAUUACCAGAAAAAUGGACAUGCAGUCAGCACCCUACCUCUUGCUUUAGAAGCUGCUUAUUUCCAGAAGAAGCAGAUGAGAGUGAUGAUGAGUUGACACCAAGUUACCAGAAAGCAUCUAAAAAACAGGAAAAAGAAAGAAAAAACAGAUUGCAGGAGAAGGGGAAGGAUCAUUGUAGCCUGUCACCCGUCAGUGACCACGCAGAAAUUCCUGAAGUAGAGGAGUCAGAGUCUGACUGCCAGCUCCCUAAUGCUGAAGAAGAUGUCACAUCACUGUGCAGAAAGAGGAAAGCAACUUAUUCUGAAAAUUCAAUGGAAAAAAGGAAAUGCUGUGUGACAGAAAUUCAGAAGGACAAAGACACAGAGGGAGAAAAAAAAGGCGAUGGGGAUGUGGAGAGAAUUGACACGGGAGAGAUAGAGGGAGAGGCUGAUGAUACAGGUGUGGUCUUUUUUGGAAAGCAGGUCACACCAGUUGAUAUGACUAAAAAGGAUCAAAAUAAGUUUGCUUCAGCCUUGACCUGGGCUCAUGCCCCUGCUCCAACCCAAACAGUCAUGGUACCCCCACUCAGCAGAACAGAGGAUCAGACUCCAGUUCCCUUCUCCUCAGAGGGCAUGGACUCGGUAGCAAUGUGCCAAAGGCUAGCACAACUGGAGAGGGAGGCAGACAAGCUGCGCAGGAUUCUGGGAAAUGCCCCCCUUAAUCGCAGUCCUAAUAGGGAUGAGUCCUGCCACCCACCUGCCUUGGAUAUGCCUAAUCAUGAUAAACAGCUGCUGAGUCAGCGGUUGAAUGAGGAUACUGAAAAGUUGUUAUCCUUGGCUACAGAGCGAGAUAAGUACAAGAAAGAGGUAUCAGAAUUGCAGCAGAGAUAUAUGCAGGUACAAGAGGCAUGGGAGAAAGAGCACCAGGAACUGCUCCUUCUACAGGAUCAGUUGUCGGGGCCCCAGGGAUUCUGCUGGGGGAAAAAGCUGCAGUUGCAUGACCUGGAGGCUAAGAUAGAUAGAUUGCAGGGUGAAGAACAGGAUCUGGGCAGCAGACAGAGGCAGGAUGAGAAGAGGCUCACUCAGAAGGACACCCAAGACCAGAGCACAAGCAUGCUGUUUAACACCAAUGAAAGCAUCACCCUGAAAAAUCUGCAUGAAGUCAGGCAAAACGUGGUCUCCCUGCUUUCCUCAAUUCUGCCCCACCUUGACCUGCAGGAUAUCAGCUAUGACACUGAUGAUGUGGACAACAUCCUUCGACAGAUAAUUGAGGCUAAUGGACUUCAGUCAGGUCUGCAGAACUAAAUUGCAACCAUCAUGGCAGCUAUGACAAUGAUGGGAACAUACAAAUGGUACUGCAUCAGUGUCAUACCUCCAAAUUCCAUUCCUUUGUCAAAUUUACAAUGUAAUGAGUAGAAAUGAAACUGCAAAGACUCUCCAGAAAUCUGAGAAUGCAUUUUUUAUUAUCUCUUGCUUUAUAAAAGAUAGUGAUGAUUUCAAGGGCAUUUAUAACAAUUUCAACCACUUUUCUAGACUGGGUCGCAGGGAUUUAUCACACUUAUUUUCAAAUUAUUAAAUCAUCAUAUGCUGUUCGGAGAUGUUAAUAUUAUGAAAGCAUUAAGAAACAUCAUCCAAGUACACCUUCAAAAAAACACUGCAAGACAAAAGUGUAUUGUAGCCUGGCGUAGCUGUCAAAUGACCCAGUCAUUGGAAAUGCGUUCGUCUGGUUCUUUACCCAUGACUAUUUUGAAAGUUGAAGCACAUCCGUAGAUUUUAAUUUUGCUUUUGAGCUUUGUGCAUUUUUAGUCGUCUUAUGCAAUUACUAUCAGUACCAUCAGUUCUUAAAUAUAAAGUCAUGAUUUUGGUGAAA